Talaromyces stipitatus ATCC 10500 is the source of this 2180-nucleotide messenger RNA. Its product is annotated as ATP dependent RNA helicase (Dbp1), putative. Gene Ontology annotation, molecular function: ATP binding; RNA helicase activity; RNA binding. Lineage: Eukaryota; Fungi; Ascomycota; Eurotiomycetes; Eurotiales; Trichocomaceae. The transcript has 3 exons. Gene Ontology annotation, cellular component: nucleus. The record is from RefSeq and is a predicted model, not a curated record. The coding region runs from base 1 to 2043 and encodes 680 amino acids.
AUGGCCGACAGCUUGAAGAUUCAGAACCUUUCCCUCAAUGACUCCCAGCACGCUCCCAAUGGACCUCCUGCGGCAAACGGACGUUCUGCUUACAUCCCGCCACACCUUCGUGGACGUAACGUGAGUGCUGGACCCAGCCCCAGCCCUAUGGAUGGUGCUGGUGCUGGUGCUGGCGCUGGCCCUGGUGGUCCCCCAGGCCCUACCCCUGCCGGUGCUUGGGGAAACGGACCUCGUGCCCCCCCUCGCAAUUAUCGUGAGAACAAUGCAAAUGGUACCCAAGAACCCAAACGACCUGUGUUCGACCCAAAUGCUUACGGUAACCCAGGACAUGGACCCUCAGGAAGCUACAGCGGUGGCGGCGGUGCCAGUGGCGGUCAUGCUCGCGGCUCCGGCGAUGGACAGUGGCGCGAUGGAAAACACAUUCCUGGACCUGCUAAUCCUCGCUUGGAGCGUGAACUGUUCGGCGUCCCUAACGACCCUUCAAAGCAACAGACUGGUAUUAACUUCGCCAACUACGAUGAUAUUCCCGUCGAGGCCUCUGGUCAGAAUGUUCCCGAACCCGUCAACACAUUCACCAACCCACCUUUGGACGACCACUUGAUCGCCAACAUCGCUUUGGCUCGCUACACCACUCCCACUCCCGUCCAGAAAUACUCCAUUCCCAUUGUCAUGAACGGCCGUGAUUUGAUGGCUUGUGCCCAGACUGGUUCUGGAAAGACUGGUGGUUUCCUCUUCCCCAUCCUUUCUCAGGCAUUUCAGACCGGCCCUUCUGCUGCUCCUGCUCCCGCAGCUGGCGGAAACUUCUACGGCCGUCAGCGCAAGGCUUACCCUACCUCCCUCAUCUUGGCUCCUACUCGUGAGUUGGUCUCUCAGAUCUACGAUGAGGCUCGCAAAUUCGCCUACCGCUCCUGGGUUCGCCCUUGCGUGGUCUAUGGUGGUGCGGAUAUCGGCUCUCAGCUUCGUCAGAUCGAGCGUGGCUGUGAUUUGCUCGUUGCCACUCCUGGCCGUCUUGUCGACUUGAUCGAACGCGGCCGCAUUUCCCUCGUCAAUAUCAAGUACCUUGUUCUUGAUGAAGCCGAUCGCAUGUUGGACAUGGGUUUCGAGCCUCAAAUCCGUCGUAUCGUUGAAGGUGAAGAUAUGCCUCAAGUUAACGACCGCCAAACACUCAUGUUUUCUGCCACUUUCCCUCGUGACAUCCAGAUGCUUGCUCGCGACUUCUUAAAAGAUUACGUUUUCCUUUCCGUCGGUCGUGUCGGUUCCACCUCCGAGAACAUCACUCAACGUAUUGAGUACGUUGAAGACCAUGACAAGCGCUCCGUGCUUUUGGACAUUCUUCACACCCACGGUACCACUGGUCUGACCCUUAUCUUCGUCGAGACCAAGCGUAUGGCCGACUCUCUGUGCGACUUCCUCAUCAACCAGAACUUCCCCGCCACUGCCAUUCACGGUGAUCGUACUCAACGUGAGCGUGAGAGGGCUUUGGAAAUGUUCCGUAACGGACGUUGCCCCAUCUUGGUUGCCACUGCUGUCGCAGCUCGUGGUCUUGAUAUUCCAAAUGUCACCCACGUUGUCAAUUACGACCUUCCCACUGACAUUGACGACUAUGUCCACCGUAUCGGUCGUACCGGUCGUGCUGGUAACACCGGUAUUGCAACCGCUUUCUUCAAUCGUGGUAACCGUGGUGUUGUCCGUGAUCUCAUUGACCUUCUCAAGGAAGCUCACCAGGAUGUGCCUUCUUUCUUGGAAAACAUCGCACGGGAAGGUAGUGGAUACGGUGGCCGUGGCGGUCGUGGUGGUCGCGGCCGUGGUAGCAACGCUACUCGUGAUGUGCGUCGCAUGGGUGGUAGCAUGGGUGGACCUCCAUCUUACGGUGGCAGUGGUGGAUUUGGCGGCAACGCUAGUUAUGGCGGUGGUGGUGCUGCUGCUAACUGGGGUGCAAGCAGCGGAGGCUAUGGCGGCAGUGCUCCCUACAGCGGUGGUUACGGUGGUGGUGGUUAUGGAAACCCCUCUGGUGGCCCAACCGGUCCAUCUUCCUGGUGGUAAAUUUACUGUGGUCUCUCGACGAGGCUAUUACGGUCUACGAGUCUUUCCCGUGUCCUUCUCAUCGGCGGAUAUCGUCAGAUCAUCAUUUCCCUUGAGCUUUUCUUUCCUCUUGGGACCGGCUUUGUCAUGACUGCAAC